Messenger RNA from Rhododendron vialii, 2135 nucleotides. RefSeq lists its product as uncharacterized. NCBI's taxonomy places the organism in Eukaryota, Viridiplantae, Streptophyta, Magnoliopsida, Ericales, Ericaceae. The coding region runs from base 110 to 1951 and encodes 613 amino acids. The record is from RefSeq and is a predicted model, not a curated record. The transcript is spliced from 8 exons.
AUUUGUUCCCGCACCUCAAGCAUAUGAUGAUGACCAUCAUCACCCCAAUGAAGGUAUUGGGGAUGAAACUGGAGGGGAGGUCCCUAAGGAUGGCAACCCAUUGCAAAAUAUGUUGGAACAGGUCUUUGUUGGUGGCCUUUUGGAUGACGAUAGCGAUGAAUUGCCUGCUAAUCUUGGGAGGGGUGAUGUUCGGAGUUUCAAUAAGUUGUUCAAUGCUGCUCAACGUAAAAUUUAUCCUGGAUGUGAAAAGACUGUGCUAGCAUUCAUUGUUGAGUUGCUUCAUGUUAAAGUCUACAAGAAGAUGCCGAAUGACACGUUCCAUAUUAUGAUGAAUAUUAUUAAAGGGAUGCGAUCUGACUAUGAUGAGGCUAUUCCUUGGAACACUUAUGAAGCGAAGAAAUUCUUAAGGGAUUUGGGUUUGGGAUAUGUGCCUAUUCAUGCAUGCAUAAAUGACUGCGCACUCUUUUGGAAGGAGAAUGCAAAUAUGGAAAAUUGCCCAAAGUGUAAUGAGCCUAGGUACAAGGUGAACGAUGAUUGCAUCAUGCCUCCUGGAUCAAAAAAGAGCAGUGCAUCCUCCAACUCGACUAGCACAAUGCGUAACACUGCAGCAGUACGAGUUGAAACAGAAGCUCCAACACCCGCUUCAGAGAUUCUGACAUCUACUCCUUUGACUGUUGCAUCUCCUUCUACCCAUGCUAGUGCUUCAGGUGCACCUUCAGCAAAGCGGCGGUGUGUGCGAGGGCCAACACGUGGAAAAAGAAUUAGAAGAAUAAUUGCUGAGAAUAAAGGGGAGAGGAUCUCAGCUUAUGUGACGCCAGAAAUGAGAGCGUUUUGUGGAAUAAAUGCAAACAAGGUGGCAAGUGAACUAGGGACACAAAUUAGGUGGAUAUGUCCUAUUCAGGGAUUUUACGCCUCGUGGAAUGAUGUUAGUGAUGACUUGAAACGUGCUGUCCUACAAGCAGUCCGGGACAAAUUUAAAGUCACCGAAAAUGGCGUUGAGGGCACCGAGUUAGUUGAGCAAAUUUUUCAAGAAAAGGCAAAUCUAAUAUACAAAGAUUGGAAAUGGAGAAUGAACAAUUUCUAUACAAAGACAUUGGAAGCUGGAUUAGACGCAUAUCAUCAUCCAUUUCAAGAGAUGCCCAUAGAUGACUGGAAGUACUUGAUCGAUCAUGUAUUCAAGGAUCCAAAACGAGAGGCCCGCAAAAUAGCUGGCAAAUUAAAUAGGGAGGCUGUACCGUAUGGUCAUACUACGGGCUCUCGAUCCUUUGCUGCCGUGAUGACUAUUGCGGCUGAUCAAGAAAAGCAAAGAAUUGCCAAUGAGGGAAAUGAUGAUGCUGGAAACGGUAAUGAGUCAAACAGUAAUGAGGGUAGUGUGGGAACAAAGAAGCUCGAUUUAUGUGAUUUGUUCGAGGCAUCACAUAGAUUGAGAGAUACAAAUGAAUGGAUCAAUUCAUCAUGCCAAGAGAAACAUGAGAUGAUGGUGGGAAUACGUGAUGAGGCAGCUCUAUCUGGCACUCCAUUAUCAGCCGAAGAACUUUCAAUAAAGUGCCUUGGGGAGUCGAAGACAAAGAACUACAUUAGAGGAUUAGGGAAUGGGCCAAAGCCAUCUACCUAUCUUUCCAAAUCCAACUCACAGUCAGCAGCACGCCAGGACCAGCUGCAAAAACUUCAACAUGAGUUGGAUUUAAUUCGUGAAGAGCAAAGAAGAAAGAGGGAAGAGGAGAAGACGCGGAGGGAAGAGGAGAAGACGCAAAGGGAGGAGGAACAAAGACAACACGAGGAGGAACAAAGACGACGUGAGGAAAAGUAUGAGGAGGAGAAAAGACGGUGGGAGGAGACACAAAGGCGACAAGAUGAGGAGCGGUCUAUACUUCUAAAAGAGAUGGAGGUAUUCAAAAGCUUUAUGACCCAAAUGCAGAAUGGUGGACGAGGCAACAUGGGAGCAGGGUGAUGGUGGCUCAAAUUUAUGGGACGGCGUUUUAAUGGAGUAUCGUGCAGGAUGUUGGUUAUUGAUUAUGAAGAUUGACGUUGGAUUUUGGUUGUGGACGUGCUUGGGUUUUUUUGGGUUAUCCGUUUGUUGAAGUUGAGUGUUCACGAGGUUUGGAUAUAUUUUGUUACUGAGCUUGGAUUUUUUU